This is a messenger RNA of Gastrolobium bilobum, 801 nucleotides long. RefSeq lists its product as uncharacterized. The transcript has a single exon. The coding region runs from base 1 to 801 and encodes 266 amino acids. Lineage: Eukaryota; Viridiplantae; Streptophyta; Magnoliopsida; Fabales; Fabaceae. The record is from RefSeq and is a predicted model, not a curated record.
AUGGAGGAAAUAAGAAAGCAACAAAUCUGUCACAAGCUGUGUUCUAAUAUGGCCACUUUCCUAUUGGUUCUUGUUCUCUUUUCAGUUUUCUUUUUCUUUUCAGUUUCUGUAUUCUCUCCUUCCCUUCUUACACUACUGAUUACUCUUCUAUCUACCAUGUUUCUUGUCAUACUCACAAAGAAAAAAGGGUCCCCACAUGAAAAUCUAGUCCAAGAUAACCUGCAGAAAUCAGAGAUACACCCUUCAUUAGGAGAUGUUACUCAGACUGAGGCUACCCAACAAGGUGAAAUUGCUGAGAGGCAGGAGCAGCAAGCUGAAGCGCAGUCAUGUUCUUCAUUUCCAUUAGAUAGUGAAAGCAGCAACAUCAUGGACAAAAGUUUUGAACUCACUGCUCAGAUGUAUGAGCAACAAUCUGAUCCGCAGUCAGAUUCUUCAUUUCCUUCAGAUAGUGAAAGCAGUACUGACUCAAUCAUAAGUGAAAGUUUUGAGAUUGAUCACAAUAGAACUCAAAAUCUAGGUAUAUCUGAUAGCUUGGCCUCUGACAAUGAUGAUGAUGAGGAGGAUGGUUUGAUUGAAAUCAAACUUCCAAGUGGCCACUUCUCUGGUUUAACUGAAGAUCCUAAUCAAAAGUUGGAAUCCAAUUUCUAUCAGCAGGGUCUCAGGGAGCUCUUAGCAGAAAUCAAUGAGAUGAAUGAGGAUGAAAAUUUAAUUGAGAUUGAUAUUUCCAUGGGAUCCACCAAAUAUCAAGAUUUGAGAUUGAAGGAGUUGGCGUAUUUAGGAGAUCAAUCUCUUAGUGAUUGA